Messenger RNA from Vanessa atalanta (red admiral), 1065 nucleotides. RefSeq lists its product as uncharacterized. Bases 152 to 850 code for a protein of 232 amino acids. NCBI's taxonomy places the organism in Eukaryota, Metazoa, Arthropoda, Insecta, Lepidoptera, Nymphalidae. The record is from RefSeq and is a predicted model, not a curated record. The transcript has 2 exons.
ACAGACUGUCUACCUAUUUCAGUAAUACAAGCAUGAGUAGUCACUCAUACAUAUAACAACUGUUCGUUUGUUCGGACGUCGCGGUCAAUUGAAAACUUUAUUUACUAUAUUGUUGACUGAGUACAUUUUUAUACGGAUAAAAACGAAAGACAUGGAGACGUACAAAUGUAUUAACUUGGUAUUCUUAUUAUUUUGUAUAAUGAGUGUACAGACCGCUCCAAGAAAAUUCAAAGUUAUUGAAAUUGGCCACUCGAAUAGUAUAUUUGCCGAUGAAAGCAAUCCUCGCAAUCAAAACCCAAUCCAAGAUGUACAAAAACCGACAAACCUAAUACCACAAAGUCAUAGCCAACAACCACGAAUACAAGAAAACCAAAAACUUACUCAAGCCAUUUCUGCGAACGACAAUGUGAAGCUAUUUAAUAGAUUUCCACAUAUGGAAGACGUGAGACAAAAUUGGGGAAUAUUAAUAAACGGAUCGACGUUCGAAGAUGAAGACGAAAAACUAUACAAAAGACCAAUCAACAUACCGAUGCCAUCUAUAGAAAAUCCUAUGAAACAACCCAUUGACUCAGCGAAUGUAAAAUCAAAAGCAACACCAUUGACAGUAGCACAAACCUCUUCGAAUUCAGAAGUAAGUGAAAAGGCUCAAUUAACCUUAACAUCCGGAUUGAAAAGGAAAAAACAAGUUAAGCUUACAUCCUGUGAUGUUGCACGUAUCGUUUGCUGUAUGAGGAACGAUAAUUUAAAACAGUGUUUUACUUCAAAUAACUGUUAUAAGAAAGUCGUACCCGAAACUACUUGCCAAAUAAAUGAAAUACUGACUUUUUUAAGAACAAUUAAGGACAGAUAAAUAAUGAGACAAAUUAGAUCUUAUAAUUACUCUUUUAUAUUGUUGAUACGAAUUGUUUUAAUGCAGUAUUUUUUUAACAAUUAUUAAGCUUUAAUUACUUAUAAGUGAUUUAACUCUACGCUAUAAUUAUUUAUUCUAGUUCUAUAUAGUCGUAUAAUUCAUAGUACUUUAAGUCAAUGACAGCAGAAUAUAAAUACGUAUAGUGUAAAAAGUCU